This is a messenger RNA of Nannospalax galili (Upper Galilee mountains blind mole rat), 445 nucleotides long. RefSeq names its product kinesin-like protein KIFC1. The record is from RefSeq and is a predicted model, not a curated record. The coding region runs from base 21 to 314 and encodes 97 amino acids. The transcript is spliced from 2 exons. NCBI's taxonomy places the organism in Eukaryota, Metazoa, Chordata, Mammalia, Rodentia, Spalacidae.
CCGAGCCCGGGGCCGGCGGGAUGCGGGGCCGGGGCGUGGCGCUCGUGGUCAGCCGGGAGGCGUCAACGCCCCGGGGACGCGGCCUUCGGACUGUCACUCGGAUUGGAUGGGACGGGCCGCGGCGGAGAGGUGGGGCUUUCCGGCCGUCACUCGGGAUGAGCACUCCCAGGCCUGCGCCUCCGUCCCAGGUUCCCUCUUCCCACCAGGCUCCGCCCACGGCUGCGGGGUUGGCUUCUUCAAGGCUCUGGUUGGACGCCGCAGGCUCGCUCCCAGCCUCCCAGCAGUGGGGACACUUGACUAAACUGUGUGUGUAAUUAUUACGUCCUUAAGUUCUCUCCCCCUUUGAAAACCAGGGCAAAUUGUCCAUGAACUUCGCUACAUUUAGAAUUUAUUAAUGAUUCAUUAGACUUGUUUUUUAAUUGCACUCUUCUCUCAUCCCCUGAAC